Molecule: messenger RNA, 1317 nt
Organism: Drosophila rhopaloa
Lineage: Eukaryota; Metazoa; Arthropoda; Insecta; Diptera; Drosophilidae
Gene: inc
Product: BTB/POZ domain-containing protein KCTD5
Exons: 5
Coding region: 520-1155 (211 amino acids)
Biological process (GO): protein homooligomerization; proteasome-mediated ubiquitin-dependent protein catabolic process
Cellular component (GO): cytoplasm; Cul3-RING ubiquitin ligase complex
Molecular function (GO): cullin family protein binding
Source: RefSeq, a predicted model, not a curated record
UCCUUAAAUCGAUUUCUCAUAAGACUUGUUAUCGCAAUCAACCCUUGUUUUCAUUAGUAAAUUUAAAUUUUUUUAGUCCAUAAACCAAAUUAACUAACAUAAAAGCCGAAGAGCAGCGAAAAGGCCAAAGGCUGAGUGACCAGAGCGGUAAGGCAAGGCAAGGCAGCGCAUAACGCGAUCCGAGCAGCGCAGCGCAGCGGCAGCGGCGGCGACAGAGCCAGACAACGAGGCGCAUCGCAUCGCAACGCAACGCAACAAAGACGACGCAAGCGAGAGGAAAAGCAUGAGCUGAGGCUGAGACCCAUCGCAAGCGAAACCGAGGCCAGAGGGGAAACGCGUGGACAUCAAGGGCAGCCAGUUAGCCAGUUAGCGAGUUAGCCAGCUAGCGAAACGGACUGAGCUCACGCCACCACUCCAGGACGGACCCACGCCUCACUCAACCAGGACGGCGUCGCCUCCGCAGGAGGAGCAGAACAGCGGAGCCAGCAGGCAACUUCCCAGCGGAGCUCCGGCAGCAACAUGAGCACGGUGUUCAUAAACUCGCGCAAGAGCCCCAACGUGCUGAAGAAGCAGGGCACCGACCAGUGGGUCAAGCUGAACGUGGGCGGCACCUACUUCCUCACCACCAAGACGACGCUCUCCCGUGACCCAAAUUCCUUCCUCUCCCGCUUGAUUCAGGAGGACUGCGACUUGAUUUCGGAUCGGGACGAGACAGGCGCCUACCUGAUCGACAGGGACCCCAAAUACUUUGCGCCCGUGCUCAACUAUCUGCGUCACGGCAAGCUGGUGCUCGAUGGCGUGUCCGAGGAAGGCGUGUUGGAGGAGGCUGAGUUCUACAACGUGACGCAGCUGAUAGCUCUACUGAAGGAGUGCAUCCUGCACAGGGAUCAGCGACCGCAUGCGGACAAGAAGCGCGUGUACCGCGUGCUGCAGUGCCGGGAGCAGGAACUGACCCAGAUGAUCUCAACUCUGUCGGACGGCUGGCGGUUUGAGCAGCUGAUCAGCAUGCAGUUCAGUCACUACGGGCCCUUCGAAAACAAUGAGUUCCUGUGCGUGGUCUCCAAGGAGUGCGGCACGACGGCCGGGCGGGAGCUGGAGCUCAACGACCGGGCCAAGGUCUUGCAGCAGAAGGGAUCGCGAAUUCUUGGAAUUUAAAGGCGUUGUAUAUUUACACGCAAUACCCUAAUAACAAAACCCGAACUCCCCGUCAUCAACAAUCAGCAAUCAACAAACAUCUAACAACUUAUUCCCAAUCGGCAACAUAAUUAGCCACACCGACCCAACACCAAUUGAAUGCAGCCAAGGAAGCCGCCCCUG